AUGAUCAAGCGGAUGACCUCCAUCUCAACCACCAAUUCAUCGUCCGCUAAAGACUCUCGCUCCCACUCCAGCAGCCGAGUCGAGCAGUUUAUCUCCACCGAAGAGCAGCCCACCAGCCCAACCACUAGCAACUUCCCCUCAUCCGCUGGAGGAGCUGGAGCCCAACCCAGGGACGCCUCCCUCUCAUCAUCCCACAGUUUAUCGCAAAAGCCGUUUGGCUUUGCCUCCUUCUCCUCUGCCUCCCCCGACCAAUGGUCGGUUGCCGAGGUGUCUGAAUGUGCCAAGCUCAAAGGACUGGACGGAUUCACUGCCGGGAGGUUUGUCGAACACAAGAUCACCGGGGACGCGCCCCCUUGGCUGCAGCACAGGCUGUUUCCUCGACUGUGUCCCUAUCCGCCCCCGCCGCAGUUGUGA
This is a messenger RNA of Puccinia triticina, 414 nucleotides long. RefSeq lists its product as uncharacterized. The record is from RefSeq and is a predicted model, not a curated record. Lineage: Eukaryota; Fungi; Basidiomycota; Pucciniomycetes; Pucciniales; Pucciniaceae. The coding region runs from base 1 to 414 and encodes 137 amino acids. The transcript has 2 exons.